GCGCGCUAUGAUGUCAUGUCGCGCUCGGGAGGGGCCGCGUGACGUCACGGGCCUGGCGCUGUCGUUAGGCGAGGCGCUCAUCUUGGAGGCGACGUCGCCCCGAAUGGCGGAGUCUGCGAUGUUGUGAGGUUCUCACCUCGACCAUCGCACCCACCCCGCCGGCGUGGCAAUCGUGGUGAUUCUUUUCCCACGAUAUGAGCCUGUAUCGUCGGCAAAGGAUGGGUUCCGAGCGUGACUCCCAGUCGGCCACGUCCUCAGUUAGCCUACCAUCUAUUGUGAAGCCACGCAAGCAGCGCCGCUUCUCCUUACGUGGCCUCUUCGGCCGCAAGCCAGGCCCCAAGCCACGACCUGCCGACCCGGCACCUGAGGGUGUCAUCGCCAGCAUCGAGAGCAUCCAUUCGGAGAUGGUAUCCGCCGACAAGAUGUCCACCAGCUCCGGUGACGUGUUGUCAGAUGCACCGCUGGCGUCGGGCAGCGGCGCUGGUGCCUUGCGGGUGAGCGGCUCGGAUGCACUGGAGUGCCCACUGUGUCUGGUACGCCGUUCGGCCGAGCACUUUCCAGAGCUGCUCUCCUGCCCUCACCGCUCGUGCCUCGACUGCCUGCGACAGUAUCUGCGCAUCGAGAUCUCCGAGUCGCGCGUCAAUAUCUGCUGCCCAGAAUGUGCCGAGCGCCUAAACCCGCACGACAUUCAGCGCAUCCUAGCAGAUGCCACACUCAUGGGCAAGUACGAGGAGUUCAUGCUGCGGCGAUUCCUCGUUGCUGAUCCGGACUGUCGGUGGUGCCCGGCACCAGACUGUGGGUUUGCGGUGAUUGCUACAGGCUGUGCAAGCUGCCCAAAGCUAACUUGUGAGCGCGAGGGCUGUGGCACCGAGUUCUGCUAUCACUGCAAAGCCAUGUGGCACCCCAACCAGACAUGUGAUGCCGCACGCCAGCAGCGGUCUGCCACACUGCGCUUGCGCUCCAUUCAGUCAGCCAGCGCAAGCUACAGCCAGGACGGCGCUCAUGCGGAUGACAUCAAACCAUGCCCGCGUUGUGCCGCUUACAUCAUGAAGAUGAACGACGGCAGCUGUAACCAUAUGACGUGUGCCGUGUGUGGGUGUGAGUUCUGCUGGCUCUGCAUGAAGGAAAUCUCUGAUCUGCACUACCUCAGCCCCUCGGGCUGCACGUUUUGGGGAAAGAAGCCUUGGAGUCGCAAGAAAAAGAUUCUGUGGCAGCUAGGCACCCUAGUGGGUGCCCCUGUUGGCAUCGCCCUCAUCGCGGGCGUUGCCGUGCCCGCCAUGAUAAUCGGCAUCCCUGUCUACGUUGGGAGGAAGAUUCACCGGCGGCUCGAAGGCAAGAACGUCUCCAGACAUCGUCGAAACCUGGCCAUCACGGGUGGCGUGGCGCUGUCUGUCAUCGUUUCGCCCGUCAUAGCUGCUGUCACAGUUGGCAUCGGGGUUCCCAUCAUGCUGGCGUACGUGUACGGGGUGGUGCCAGUGUCGCUGUGCCGCAGUGGGGGAUGCGGCGUCUCCACCGGCAACGGUAGAGGCGUCCGCAUCGAGUUUGACGAUGACCACGACGUCAACAUGGGGGGCACCAACACAGUAGGAGACACCGCGUCGGUGGCUGAGGCACGGCACAGCGUGACGAACCCCAGCAUCGGAGAGAGCAGUGUGGGUGGCCUGACAGCCAGCCUGAGCGCCAGUGGGAGUCACAUGGAGCGUGCGGGUGUGAUCCGUGACAACGUGAGCGAGACUGCCAGCACCAUGGCCCUGGCAGGGACGUCCAUUACAGGCAGCUGCUAUAGCAGGCUGGAGGUUCAUGCCGACGUAGCCAAGGAGCGCUGCAGCUUGAGCGGCGAGUCGGCCACUGUGAGCCUGGCGGCUGCGAGCGACAACACCAGCACCCAAGCCAAUGCCGGCUCCAUUGUCAGCUCCUACUAUGCUCGAGACAGGGAUGGCACCAACAUUGAGGUGCAGGUUGACAUCGAGACUCGCCCAAGCAAGCCAAGGCACGGCAGUGGAAGCAGUGGCAACACGGAGGAUGUGGGGCUCGCGGGGGCCCCCGCUAGAGGCCCUCCUGACACGAAGUACAAGGGAGGAAAGCGCAUAAAAGAAUGUGGCCUGAGCAAGAAGGGAAAGGCCAGCAGCAAGCGCAAGGCCAGCAUGAAGAUCAAGGAGGUUCGUGAAGAUAUGGAUACGCAGCUGCUGGAACGAGGCAGCGUGCACUCCAGCGAGCUGGACUCCCCGUCCCUCAGUGACUCCAUGCCAUCGGUUGCCGACUCGCACUCCAGCCACUUUUCAGAGUUCUCUGAUCGCGAGAGCACGAAGACUACCGGCAGCAGUCACAUUAACAGCGCUGAGACGCACGCCACGCCACGUUAUAUGGCGCCAGCUCCCACCAAUAGCCAGCCACUUACGCAGGUGGAGAGCGACCGUCUGGAGGGUUGCCCUUCCGUCGGAGCCCAGAUGGGUGCUGUGUAUGGCCAGCCGGGGCCCUCACCCACUGUAAUGGGGCCCUGUGCCACAAGCACGGUGAGUGGGCCGUCCAGCCCCUCUCUCACUCUGGCAACCCCAUCAAUUCCACUGGGGCCACCUAAAGAAUCAGUGGCACAGCUAAACAGCCCUCAUGGCCUCACUGCAGCACCUGUCUGCAGUGACCCGGGGCCAGCAGCCUCCCAAGCCCCAGCCGGGGCCAUCUCGCGUGACCCCCCAGCAGGGCCGAGUCCCCGGCUGGCGGCGGUGACGCACGGAGCGAACGAGACCAAACGCACGGUCAUCCACACUGACAUAUGAAGCGCCCAUGGCCUGGGUCACCCAUUGUCCGGCCUAUUUACAUAAUAGCUUGUUUGCUCGCUGGCUGACCUGACAACCAUUUAAAAUCUGUUAAGAUGGGCCUGAUGCUUUAUUUUGGCUACCAGCAGCACCAGCGUGCUCUUAGUGGCACAAACUGUUGCACUGAUUUGUGCUUUAUGGCAAGUUAUGAUAAAUAAGGAUCUGAAUUAUUAAACAGGUAUAACACGUUUCGGUUUUCUUUCUCAUGUUAUCCCGUACAAGACACAAGUUGCAAAUGAAGACUCGUGAGCAAACAAAAUAAUUUAGCAAAGGCUGGAGUUGAACUGCCCAGAGAAAAUCGUCAAUUCGGAAUGGCAUAGUAAGAGUGCAAGGGUCACGUGAGGCUGGUAAAGAAAUAGCGUGAGGUGGGAAGGACAGUACCUUGUGCGUUUGGACAGUAAAUUUUAGUGGAUAUGGAGGGGAUGUCAGCCAGGGUAAUUGCACUGUUCCUUAUGUCAAUUUUCUUUGCCCUUUAGGAUAUUAUGAAGACAGCCACGUUAGGGUUGCUGAGAAAAAAAGUCACUGCUGCUUAAAAUUUAUUUCAAACUAUUGACAUGGAUGUAGCCACGGUUAGACCAGGGAUACAAGGCAGACAUCAGGCUUGGUGAGGUAGAAACACAACCUUGCAAUCGCUGUUGGCCUUUAGCACCAACGGGAAAGCCUCACUGACAAGAGACUUGCAAAUCUCUAGGCGCCGAAGCUUUUACUCCAUAUGCCAUGCGGCAGCCAGAUAAGUUGCGUGUGUUUGUGCAGAAUUGUAAUAUAUUUAAAGGGAAACUGCAUGUAUGGGCAGGCCUUGUAUUGCGUCUAAUUUCUGAGCCGUGUUGAGGUCAUUGUCCGAGGUAAGGGACCAAGGGGUUCACACUCAAAUGGGGCGGAUGGUCCCAUGGUGCAGGUUACACUUGUACAGUUGCGAACUUGAUGCAUCGGCCAUCUUAGCCUUAACUUUUUGUUUCUCAUGCUACCCUGUCCGCACCGUUUAGUUUCCAUUCCUAAAAUAUGUGCAAUAUUUGAAAUGUUAGUUAACAUGGCGUCGCUUGUUUAUAAACAGUCUUACUUUAGACAACUGAUCUUUUUUUUUUUACAACUGACGGUGUUUGACAGAAACCGUGCUGUUGUAUAUGUGCUGGCGCGCUGGACGCGUGCUAUGUCCAUGUGCGUCCGUCCUCUCACCACCAGUUCCUGUGUGCGACCUCCUCUCCUGCAGUAUCUGGCUCUCACUGUCAGGAAGGACGACUCCCAGAUUGGGUCUUCAGAAAACAGAUUCCAUCCAGAACUGGGAGGGCUCGGGUGCCAGAGUACAUCAUGGCAUGUGUGUAAGUGAUUGGGAGCGGUCCAGAUAGUGCUCUAAAGCAGUUCCCACAUGUGCAGGUCGUAUCUGGUUGGGACCUUUCUCUGGCUCGUUGACUGCUGGUUGUACACUUGGUUUAUUCUGAUUGCUUAAAAACUUUUGUUCAACAGAAGCAUUUAAUAAAUACGAUUUUAAAAAUC
Petromyzon marinus (sea lamprey) is the source of this 4304-nucleotide messenger RNA. Its product is annotated as E3 ubiquitin-protein ligase RNF19A-like. Gene Ontology annotation, biological process: protein ubiquitination. The record is from RefSeq and is a predicted model, not a curated record. NCBI's taxonomy places the organism in Eukaryota, Metazoa, Chordata, Hyperoartia, Petromyzontiformes, Petromyzontidae. Gene Ontology annotation, molecular function: zinc ion binding; ubiquitin-protein transferase activity.